AUGUUUUCUUCAACUUAUCCAUCAUCAUCAUCAUCACUAUCGUCCCGAUCACGAUCAUCUAUAUCCACUAUCCCCCUUCUCAUCACUCUGUUGGCCACCGCACUAUAUGUGACAGGUCUGCCGUACAAUGAAACACUCGACCCUUGGAACAUCAAUAAAAACCAAGAUGCUGGUACCGAUGUUCUAUCUUAUUCCACAAAUCAGAGAACAACGUAUACACCAUCACCGUCCAAUUGGCGUUCACUUCCCACUUACACACUACUUCUUGAUAAAUGGAUCGAUGGUGCACCUGAUAACAACGAUUUUUUUGGCCUCAAGUACGAAUAUGAUAUCAAAGAGACUCAGCUGAGAACAGGUGGAGAUGCACAGGGUCUGAUGGAUGCUCGUGGUCUGGAUUAUUUACAAGCUAUGGGUUAUAAAGCUAUUUAUAUUGCUGGAACCAAUUUUCUAAACAUGCCCUGGCAAUCAGACGGUUAUUCUGCUAUCGACUUCUCCUUGUUGGAUCCUCAUUACGGUACUCUCGACGACUGGGUCAAGCUCAUUGAUGAGAUGCAUCAGAGAGGCAUGUACAUAAUCUUAGAUUUCACCGUUGGAACUAUGGGUGAUUUAAUCGGUUUUGAAGGAUAUCUUAACGUGUCCACUCCAUUUUCGCUUGACGAGCACACGGCACAAUACAAACUUCCUGAUUACGCUCCUUGGGGUUUCCAAGAGUAUCCUGACUUCAAGUACGAGAAUACCUACAACGAAACCUGUACAUACCCCACGUUCUACGAAGACGAUGGUUCAGUGUAUGACCCGGGAAAGACUGGUUGUUAUGCAAGUGAUUUCGAUCAAUACGGAGAUAUCGAAGCUUUCGGUGUUUUCCCCGAUUGGGAACGACAACUUGCAAAAUUCGCUUCCGUUCAAGAUCGUCUUAGAGAAUGGCGUCCUCAGACUAUGGAUAAGAUCAAGCAAUUCAGUUGUUUGACCAUUCAGGCUCUUGACGUUGACGGUAUUCGUAUCGAUAAGGCUACUCAGGUCACAGUAGACGCUCUUGCUGUAUGGUCAAACCACACAAAAGAGUGCGCCGCAGCAGUCGGAAAGAACAACUUCUUCAUUCCUGGUGAAAUCACUGGUGGUGAUUCGUUCGGUGCGGUCUAUAUCGGACGUGGACGAACUUCCACCAACUUACCUCCCGAUUUUGAUUCUGCGGUCAACAUCACUCAAAGCGAGAACCAGUAUUUCUUACGUGAUCAAGGUCAAAUCGCUCUAGACUCAGCCGCUUUCCACUAUUCUAUCUAUCGAUCCCUUUGUCGGUUCUUGGGAAUGGAUGGUAACUUGCAAGUGGCUUACGAUGUGGAUGUCAACUUUAUUACCGCGUGGAAUCAAAUGGUUAGAUCCAACGAGUUCUUGAAUUCCCAAACCAAUGAAUUCGAUCCAAGGCACAUGUACGGUACCGGAAAUCAAGAUGUUUUCCGAUGGCCAGGUCUCACCAACGGUACGGAAAGACAACAACUCGGUCAAUUCGUCACUACUCUUCUGAUGCCCGGUAUACCACUUGGUUGGUACGGUGAGGAGCAAGCUUUCUAUCUUCUCGACAACUCGGCAAGCAAUUAUCUGUAUGGUCGUCAGUCAAUGGUAUCCAAUCAAGCUUGGAAACGUCACGGCUGUUACAAGCUUGGUUCCAGUCAGUACUAUAACAUGCCUUACGACAAAGUGUUGACUGGUUGUGACGAUGAUUGGAACUCCCUCGAUCACUUUGACGCCACCGCUGAACCCUUCCGAGGUAUUAGAAAUAUGAUGUGGUUGAGAACUGCGUUCCCCUCCCUUCAAGACGGGUUCGGUUUGGUGACUAGGGGAAAUUGGACUCAUUUUAUUCAACUUCCGGGUUCCAAUCAAACACAAACCGAGAUUGGUAUGUGGACUGUCACUCGUGCUCCUUUGCCUUCGCAAGAGGGUCAUGGUUCUUUCAACACCAACGGUACACUCGAUCAAGCUGUUUGGCUCAUUUACACCAACGAGAAUGUCACCACCAACUACAAGUAUGAUUGUAAGACCACCAACUGGAUCUCAUCGCCUUACGUUUCCGGCAAUCAAGUUCGAAAUCUUCUCUACCCGUAUGAGACUUAUACACUUGAAGAUUCCCUCGACUCCUUCAACGUGAACAAUGAAGCUCCUUGGAGAGGUUGUCUGCCUGAGAUUACCUUGCAGCCCUUCGAGUACAAGGCCUUGGUACCUAUCGCUGCAUGGAAACAGCAACCGCCUUCAUUGACCAAGUUCUCCCCCGGACACGAUUAUCGAGCUACAUCAGUCAACGGAGGUAGCGUGGACAUUGCUCUUGAAUUUGACACCGAGAUGGACUGUGCCAGUCUCAGAAGCGCUAUGACAGUAAAGGCGUCAACCGGUGGGAACACUGCGACACCAACUCUGACCCAAGGUGACUGCAACACCAUUACCGAUGGCGAAGCUCCUUAUCUCGUCUCUGUUGCUCCUUCUGUCUGGCGAUGGACCGGUCAAAUUCAAAAUGCUGUCGAUGGUAUUUACGAGAUUACAGUAGGCAACGUGACCACCCAACAGAAUGGACUUUCCACCGACUCCACUUCUCAUUUCCUUGUCAGAGUCGGAUCCACUGAAAACCCCAUGAUCUUCCCCGAGGACGGCGAUUACAGUAGUACCCUUUUCAGCACUUCUGGUGAUACAUAUACCCUAAAUCAUUCCGCUCCAGGUGCAGAUAUGUUCCGAUACUCUGCUGAUUUCGGGCAAUCCUGGUCUACGUGGACCAACUAUGAAGCGACCAGUACACUCAAUGCUACUAUGUUCAAGAGCAAGGAUAUCUGGUGGGACGGUGACCACGUUAUAGUACAAUACUACAGUGCCUUGGCUGGUUCCGGUAAUCAUCAAGUCCAUGCCGACGCCAACUGGAAGUCAAACUACAAACGAUACUAUCCUCAAGUUCUCGCUCGAGGUGCAUUCAAUACCUGGGGUUACGAUCUAGGUGCUUCUGCUCAUUUCAAGUUGGAAGGUGAUCACACUUGGCAAAUGCCCAUCAUGGCAGCUUGGCCCUCUUUCAUCCAGCUUAACGUCUGGUCUUACGAUGAUUACUUCUACGGCGACGUUGACGGUGAUGGUAUUAUCGAUAGAUUCCCACCCAAUUCUCAAACGGCAAAUUACCUCAACAUGUCUGUUCCUCCUGCUCCACAUCUUGCCUGGAAUAUCUUCCUCAAUGACAAGACUGGUGAAUGGAGUGUCGAGCCUAUCGGUAAUGAGGUUGUUACUACAGUCGCUUUCGUCCUCCUUCUCGUUAUCCCUGCAAUCACUGCUUUUGCUGCCGCGCUUGCUUUCCGAUACUCUUUCUAUUCCAUCAAGGUCAACAAGUGGGGUAUGAAACCUACCAAAGCGAGCAAAGAAACUUCUUACUUCCCUAUCGUUGGUGGUCACGGAGAGAAAAAGGGCGAACUCAACGAGAAAGGUGGCAUUGUUGCUCUCAACGAGAAAAGCUCAAAAGUACCUCACAAAAUCAUCGGUUGGCCUGAAGAUCAGAACAAGCGACGAAAGGUCUUGAUUGCUACUCUUGAGUACGAGAUUAUUGAUUGGAAACUCAAGGUCAAGAUUGGUGGUCUCGGUGUCAUGUCAACACUAAUGGGUAAAGCAAUGAGUGAUGUCGAUCUGAUCUGGGUAGUCCCGAAAGUGCAGGAUCUCGAAUACCCUCAAGGAGAAUACGCAGAGCCAAUUGAGGUUAUCAUCUUCGGUGAACCGUAUCUUAUCGAGGUUGAAACUCAUCAACUGGACAAUAUCACUUAUGUCAUCCUCGACAGUCCGGUCUUCCGAGCUCAAACUAAAUCUGACCCAUACCCUCAAAGAAUGGACGAUCUGUCCUCCGCCAUUUUCUACUCAACAUGGAACCAAGCUAUCGCCGAAACUAUUCGAAGAUUCCCCAUUGUCGACAUUUAUCACAUCAACGAUUAUCACGGUGCUCUUGCUCCUCUUUAUUUACUACCAAAGGUCAUGCCUGUCUGUCUCUCACUGCAUAAUGCCGAAUUCCAAGGUCUUUGGCCUCUUCGAACAAAAGACGAGAUGAAGGAAGUAUGUGCUGCAUUCAACAUACCCAAAGAAGUAUGUAGUAAAUACGUUCAGUUCGGUAACACCUUCAACUUGCUUCAUGCCGCUGCCAGUUACAUCUCUCAUCACCAAAAAUCCAUCGGUGUAGCCGGUGUCUCCGACAAGUAUGGUAAACGUUCAUGGGCUCGAUACCCCGCACUCUGGACUUUACGAAACAUCGACUCUUUACCAAACCCCGAUCCUACCGAUAUCGCUGCAUUAGACGAGCAACCUCUUGCAGUGGAGAAAAUUCAAAUCGAUAGUGUGGCGGAAUCCAAGCGACCUGAAGACAAGAGACAAGCUCAGGAAUGGGCUGGUCUUAAACAAGAUCCUAACGCUGAUCUGUUUGUGUUUGUCGGUCGAUGGUCCAAGCAAAAAGGUGUCGAUUUAAUCGCGGAUGUUAUGCCAAGUCUUCUUGAUAAGAAACCCAAGAUUCAACUUAUUUGUGUCGGUCCGGUCAUUGACUUGUACGGUCGAUUUGCCGCCGAAAAGCUUGCUCGAUUAAUGGAAAUGUACCCCGAUCGAGUCUACUCGAAACCAGAAUUCACUUCCCUUCCUCCCUACUUGUUCAGUGGUGCCGAUUUCGCUCUUAUCCCAUCUCGAGAUGAGCCAUUCGGUUUGGUAGCUGUCGAAUUUGGUCGAAAAGGUGCUCUUGGUGUUGGUGCCCGUCUCGGUGGUCUCGGUCUCAUGCCUGGUUGGUGGUUCCCUGUCGAAUCUAGUGCUACCGUUCACAUGCUUUCUCAAUUGACCAAAACAAUCAAACUCGCUCUUAAGUCAACAGAUGAAGAGCGUGCUAUGCUUCGAGCAAGAUCUGCCGUCCAACGUUUCCCUGUCGUCGAAUGGCGUCAACGAUUGGAGGAUUUCCAAAAGCGAAGUAUCGGUACUAGUCGACAAGUCGCGGGUGAAAACGCUUGGGGUUACGAUCUUGUCGACGCUUCCGUCGGUGGGUUCUAUGCUCAAGGCGAAAACGGUUCUGCAACCUCGCUCGCUCGAGGAGAAUGGGGUCGAUCCGCCACGCCUGAUUCCACCGCUCCCAACUCACCCAUGCCUGGUCAUUCACCGCUCGCUGGGGGAGACAAUCCUGGCUACUUCGAUCCCAACCUUCCUAUGGCUUCUUCAAACAACGGUCUACUGGGUGCAGGUGGCGCAGGUGCUGCAGGCUAUCACAAACGAUUUGACAAGAAUGCUAAUCGGCAAUCCGCUGAGUCAUUCUACGACGAAGAUCCUAAUGCGUCGCCGUUGUAUUACGAAGACAAACGACGGUCUCAGGCAGGUGGUAAACCCAAAUUCUACGGCUAUGAUGAUGAAGACGCACCGUCUUCUCAAGGUAGUUCAGAUCAUGGGGAUACUACCGUUGUUGGUUCCGCAACUUCCGGCAGAGAUCCUUCCGCUGCGCAAUCCUACGAUAACUUCUUGGCUGCUGCCAAUAAGCAGUUCGCCAAAACUACCGGUGGUCGAAACGCUCCCGAUCCAUACUUCGACAGCAAUCGACAAUCUGUGGACGGCGGUGCCCCUGCUCGACCCUUCACCACCCAUUCCCGCGUAUCAUCAUUUGAUUCUAUCUCUUCCAUUGUUGAUGAAAAGAACGCCUCGCCGCUCAAUAAGGCUAUGGACACGUUUACUGAUUCAGACGGUGAAGUUGCACAAAGCUUUGUUCAAAAACUUCGAGACUUGUCUGCCGAUAACUCCAAGGGAGAUUUGUGUAUCGAGAAAUUCUUGAUAAAGAGUGAAAAAGCUUUCUUCGACGACAUUAAAAAGGAAAAGAUUUCUGCUAUGUCGUUACGGUCAUCUCGAGAUUCAUUCAUCCAAUCUAGAGCACCAAGUAUGAUCGACGGUUUCCGACCAGAGUCCCCUUACUCCAAUUCUGGUCACGGACACGACGAUCACAUGGACCACUACGGCGGUGGAGGUGAAAUGUACGACGAACCCGGACCUCCUGAAACUCAAAUGACUAGACUACAAAUCUUCAUGGGUAGACAGAUUGCUGGUUGGCCACUAUACUCUAUCAUCAUUUCCCUUGGUCAACUAUUAUCUGCUACUUCCUUCCAAUUGAGUUUGCUCGGUGGAUCUAAUGUGCAGAAAGAAGUCGACUUGUACAUCAUCUGUUCCAUCUUCGUUGUCGCUACUUUGGCUUGGUAUACUUUGUUCAGAAUGAAGCCAUCGGUAUGGUGUCUCAGUAUCCCUUGGAUUUGCUUCGCUCUUGCAUUCUUCCUGAUCGGUUUGCCCUCUCUUCACGGCGCUCUCCUUGGCCCACGAGUCACUAUCACCAGAGUCGCUACUUGGCUGUACGCCAUUGCUUCCUCUGCUGGGUUCCUCUUCUUCGGUCUAAACUUUGGUGAAGAAGCCGGUGCUGCCACUGAAGUCUGGGUUACCAGAGCGUGUGUCGUUCAAGGUCUGCAACAGAUCUGGGUAUCCGCUCUAUGGUAUUGGGGUUACACCCUUAAUGGUACCGAUCCCGAUUCGUAUGUCCCAUCAAGGAUUAUCUUGUAUAUCACCUGGCCUUUAGCCGUGGUCUCUGGAGUCUUCGCCUACCUCAUGUGGUUCGGUAUGCCUGAAUACUAUCGACAAAUUCCACCUUACGUACCCAACUUUUUCAAGACAUUGUUACGAAGGAAAUUAGUUAUCUGGUUCUUGGUCUCUGAAAUCCUGCGAAACUACUGGUUAUCUGGUCCUUACGGUAGAAACUGGCAGUAUCUUUGGAAUGCUGCAGAUGUUGCUAGAUGGGCAGUCGUCAUCAUGAUCGGUGUCUUCUUCAUUGGUAUCUGGGGUCUGUUCAUGGGUAUACUUAUCAAAUACUCCAAAGUCCACUCAUGGCUGUUACCUGUCUUCGCCAUCGGUCUCGGUUGUCCAAGGUGGUGCCAGAUGUGGUGGGGUACAUCUGGUAUGGGACUUUAUAUCCCAUGGGGCGGAGUCGCAGGUCCCUACAUCGGUACUUGCCUUUGGCUCUGGUUGGGUGUACUUGACGCCAUUCAAGGUGUUGGUUUGGGUAUGAUCUUGCUCCAAACUUUAUCGCGACUACAUGUUUGUGCCACACUGGCCGGUGCUCAACUAUUGGGCUCUUGUGUUGUCAUGCUUGCUAGAGGAACAUCACCCGAUAAAGUCGGACCAGGAAACGUUUUCCCAGAUUUGGCGAUCUGGGAUCUUUCAACAGGCCGAAAUAAUCCUUUCAUACAUUGGGAAUUCUGGCUCUGUCUAGUGUGUCAAAUCGUAAUCGUGAUAGGAUACGCAUUCUUCUUCAGAAGAGAACAAUUGAGUAAACCUUAG
Molecule: messenger RNA, 7341 nt
Organism: Kwoniella shivajii
Lineage: Eukaryota; Fungi; Basidiomycota; Tremellomycetes; Tremellales; Cryptococcaceae
Exons: 12
Coding region: 1-7341 (2446 amino acids)
Biological process (GO): fungal-type cell wall (1->3)-alpha-glucan biosynthetic process
Cellular component (GO): fungal-type cell wall
Molecular function (GO): alpha-1,3-glucan synthase activity
Source: RefSeq, a predicted model, not a curated record